Molecule: messenger RNA, 711 nt
Organism: Closterium sp. Naga37s-1
Lineage: Eukaryota; Viridiplantae; Streptophyta; Zygnematophyceae; Desmidiales; Closteriaceae
Source: the annotation of a GenBank genome assembly
AUGCAACGGAUAUUCUGCCAGACGAAUUUAGAGGCGCAGGGGAUUAGCGAUACCCGCUGGCUCACCCGUGGUGAAGCGAUCCAGCGCCUGCUCGACGUGCUCUCUGCUGCCAUAGUGGUGCUGAAGGAUUACAAGGCGGAACUGUACGAGAUGGUUACCUCGUUCAAGUUCCACUGGCUCAUCCGCUUUCUUGCGGAUGUGCUGUGGGAACUAAACUGCCUCAACCAGCGCUUCCAGCAGCGGCAGGUAAGCGCCUUUGUCGCUGUCGUUUAUGUUGUUGCAAGCCUUCUCGUGCACUACCUGACUCCUUCUCAUGCCCUGGUGCAGGUGGAUGUUACCCUUGUUGCGCACAUCGUGCAGCAGACAAGGAUGCGUCUGAAGACGCGGUAUUCCCUCCGUGACCCUUCACACCAUUUCGGCAGCGGGGAGAAAAUGCAGCUUCCUGAGUUCAUUCAGAGGCACCAGGCGAAGGAUAAGCGCGAGAUGAAGGCGGAGGGCGUGGACGGGGAGGGGAAUCCCGUCACGUUUGAAUUCACGCUGCACGAGCGCCCGCUGCCAGGGCAUGAAACGGAUGGCGAUGUCACGGCGUGCGUCGAGCUGUCGAUCAAGUACGUGCGUGCCAUUGACAAAGAGCUGGAGUGGCGGAUGCGCGACCUGCAGCUGCUGGAAGACUUCAUGGACUCUGAAUGUGCUACUUGUGUAUGUCAUUAA